AUGGGAAAGACCAGAACACCAUCUCGAAACGCAUCACCUCGACCUAAACCGUAUGAAGAGUGUUCAAGCACCAGUGGGCCUAAAAUCUCCGAGCCAACUGAACUAAAGAUUUUUUGUAUUGUUGAGGGAGAAGCAACGUCUUUUCCUGUAAACACUCUUUCCAAUCGUUCGGUCGGCGAACUCCAGCAAGCCAUCAAGGCAGCGAAGAAGCCAGAAAUCGAUAUGUUUGCCGCAGACAAGCUCACCCUCUACAAGGUUUCCAUCCUGACGAAGGCAAGACCAUCGUCGAGUCAGAAAUCGAGUCAAAAGAGGCUCUCGCAAUCGCGUCAAAGAAGCUUGGGAACAUAUUUAAUUCUAAACUUCCAGAUGAAACUAUCCAUAUUUUUGUCAAGCUCCGCGCAAGAGUCAUCGGAACAGAUUCUCAAGAGAAAAAUGGAUGAAGAUCCACGGUAUAUUUCACCUUCAAAGAAGAUGCGCAUUGAGGAAGGGUGGAGAGAAUACAGGGCUUCUGAUGGCAAAAUGGUCACGUUACCCCUCUUGGAUCGCAAUGCUGGAGAAUCCUGA
This is a messenger RNA of Lobosporangium transversale, 564 nucleotides long. RefSeq lists its product as hypothetical. Lineage: Eukaryota; Fungi; Mortierellomycota; Mortierellomycetes; Mortierellales; Mortierellaceae. The record is from RefSeq and is a predicted model, not a curated record. The transcript is spliced from 3 exons. Bases 1 to 564 code for a protein of 187 amino acids.